GCGGCGGAAGAUGGCGUGGGUGCUGAAGAUGGAUGAAGUGAUCGAGUCCGGGCUGGCGCACGACUUCGAUGCCAGCCUCUCCGGCAUCGGGCAGGAGCUGGGAGCCAGCGCCUACAGCAUGAGUGAUGUUUUGGCACUGCCAAUUUUCAAGCAGGAAGAUUCCAGCCUUCCACCAGACAGUGAGACCAAACAUCCACCAUUUCAAUAUGUUAUGUGUGCUGCAACAUCUCCAGCAGUCAAAUUGCAUGAUGAAACACUUACUUACUUGAACCAAGGUCAGUCCUAUGAAAUACGGCUGCUAGAUAAUCGGAAGAUUGGUGACAUGCCAGAGAUCAGUGGAAAACUAGUGAAGAGUAUAAUAAGAGUUGUGUUCCAUGAUAGAAGGUUGCAAUACACAGAGCACCAACAGCUAGAAGGCUGGAAGUGGAAUCGCCCUGGGGACAGACUUCUUGAUUUAGAUAUUCCGAUGUCUGUUGGCGUCAUUGAUAUAAAGACUAAUCCAAGCCAGCUCAAUGCAGUUGAAUUUCUGUGGGAUCCUGCAAAGCGUACAUCUGCCUUCAUUCAGGUACAUUGCAUCAGCACUGAAUUUACCCCACGUAAACAUGGAGGUGAAAAAGGAGUUCCUUUUAGGAUUCAGGUUGACACUUUUAAGCAGACUGAAAAUGGAGACUACACGGAUCAUUUGCAUUCAGCUAGCUGCCAAAUCAAAGUUUUUAAGCCAAAAGGAGCAGACAGGAAACAGAAAACAGACAGAGAAAAGAUGGAGAAGCGAACUGCACAUGAAAAAGAAAAGUAUCAACCUUCAUAUGAUACCACAAUUCUUUCAGAGAUGAGGCUUGAGCCUAUAAUUGAAGAUGCAGUUGAACAUGAGCAGAAAAAGUCCAGCAAGCGGACUUUGCCAGCAGACUACGGUGAUUCUCUGGCAAAGCGAGGCACUUGCUCACCAUGGCCUGAUGCUCCCACGGCAUUUGUAAACAACAGUCCUACCCCAACUCCAACUUUUACCUCUGCUCAACAUAAUACCUAUAGUGUCCCAGACAGCAAUUCUUCUUCCCCAAAUCAUCAAGGAGAUGGAACAUCUCAAGGAUCUGGCGAUCAACUUCAUCCUUCAGCCACAAUCCAAGAAACUCAGCAGUGGUUACUCAAACAUAGGUUCUCUACCUAUGCAAGGCUUUUUUCAAAUUUCUCAGGUGCUGAUUUAUUAAAGCUGACAAGAGAGGACUUGGUACAAAUCUGUGGUCCAGCUGAUGGCAUUCGGCUAUAUAAUGCACUGAAAUCCAGGUCUGUUAGGCCCCGUUUAACAAUCUAUGUGUGCCAGGAACCACUGAGGAGCAUACAACUGGAAAGGCAGCAAGAUGAAACCAAUGGUGAUAACAGCAAUGGUGCAAUAUAUGUUUAUCAUGCAAUCUACUUAGAAGAAAUGGCAGCCUCAGAAGUCACUCGCAAGCUUGCUUUGGUGUUUAAUAUUCCUUUGCAUCAGAUUAAUCAGGUUUACAAGCAGGGUCCUACUGGUAUCCACAUCCUUGUGAGUGAUCAGAUGGUUCAGAACUUUCAAGAUGAGAGUUGUUUCUUAGUCACCACAAUAAAAGCAGAAAAUGGUGAAGGUUUCCAUAUAAUUCUGAAGUGAUGUCAUAUAGACAUACUAGACUGAUACUCCAAUGCAGAUUUCAAGUCAUGAUUAAUGACGAACAUCAUCUGAAAAUUCUUCAGAUUGGACUUCACCAUAUAAAAUGUUUCAUAUUGAAAACACAAGACCUUUCUAAUGAGCUGUUUGAUAGAUGAACUUUCUAAUCACUGCCAUAGCUACAUGUCCUCAUAAGGGGUAUAAUGCCAUGACAGCCUAUGUACAGGCAUGGAAGACAAUAUAAGCAAAGGUGCUUGCCCUUUACUGAAAUAAGGCAAAUUAUGGCCAGUAGAUACAGUUCAUAGAAGCACUGUUGCUUUCCUAUUAUACUGUAUCCAGUUUGGAAAUGAAUGUAAACUUAUUCUGGGGCAUUUACCUUGCUGUGCCAGUUUGUCUAUUACUUACUUGUACCUUAUGCUGAUUUUAUUUUUUGAUGUUAGCAGAGCACAUAGAAAUCUGUGUGGAGACGAGUAGUUAAGGUGAUAGUGAUCAGGUUGUUGGGUCUUUGAGAGUAAAGCUGUCAAAACAGCUUCCCUGUGUAAAUUGUGUAUAAGAGUGUAUGUAAGAAAUGUAAAUGCCAGAAUAGGAUUUUAAUAAGUCCUAGCCUGAUGCAAUAUAUGCAUGCAGCCUACUGCAUUAUCAACUGUACCUUAUUGAAAGGAUUAACAAAAAUCCUGUGGGGUAUGAAGUAAUUGUGUUUUUGCUUUUGACAAAUUUAAUGGAAAAGAAUUGCCUAUGCAUCCUUAAUUUCCAGUUUCUCUAUGAAGCACUGCUGCAGGCUUUUUUUAUUUGGGUUUUUCUCUUUGCUUUUUUUAAGUGCUGGGUUUAAAAACAACCCCCCAGUAAUUACGGGGGUUUUCCUGGGUGGGUGGGAGAGGAAAUGUGCUAAACAAAGGAAUAUGAUACACUGGCACCAAGGGGCUACAAAAACCAGCUUCAAGUACUAUCAAUCACAUUGCUCAAGAAACACUAAUAUACACUUCUUUAGUAGCUGGCAGAUCUUGCUCUAAUCACUUUGCAGUCAAGAUACCUGCACAUAAAGUCUCACAUUGAUACUGCAAAUUUUUUUACAAUGCCUCUUCCAUAUGACCAAAUACUUAUCUUUGAAAUAGGCAAUGUGCUUUUCAAAAUUGAGUUUCUCCUUGAAAUUGUCCGAUGUUUAGCACUGCCAUUCAAAUAUUUAAUAUGAAUGUCCACUUAAGACUUUAUGGUAUGUGUUAUGUACUUUGGGGAAGACUCUUCAUAGGCAGAAAAAUCCCC
Pelodiscus sinensis (Chinese soft-shelled turtle) is the source of this 2884-nucleotide messenger RNA. RefSeq names its product upstream binding protein 1 (gene UBP1). Gene Ontology annotation, biological process: regulation of transcription by RNA polymerase II. Gene Ontology annotation, molecular function: DNA-binding transcription activator activity, RNA polymerase II-specific; RNA polymerase II cis-regulatory region sequence-specific DNA binding. Gene Ontology annotation, cellular component: nucleus. NCBI's taxonomy places the organism in Eukaryota, Metazoa, Chordata, Testudines, Trionychidae. The record is from RefSeq and is a predicted model, not a curated record.